This is a messenger RNA of Amaranthus tricolor (Joseph's coat), 1491 nucleotides long. RefSeq names its product plant UBX domain-containing protein 4-like. The record is from RefSeq and is a predicted model, not a curated record. Gene Ontology annotation, biological process: membrane fusion; autophagosome assembly; nuclear membrane reassembly. The coding region runs from base 203 to 1129 and encodes 308 amino acids. The transcript has 4 exons. Gene Ontology annotation, cellular component: cytosol; nucleus. NCBI's taxonomy places the organism in Eukaryota, Viridiplantae, Streptophyta, Magnoliopsida, Caryophyllales, Amaranthaceae. Gene Ontology annotation, molecular function: ubiquitin binding.
UGAUAGUUGCAAUCCCUUAGGAAUGGAUGACAGACACAUUAUAGUCAAGUCAACUCUCUAACCAAAGGCCAAAGGAAUAGGCGCAUAUCUUUGUUCUUUCUCUCCUUCGAUAGUCAUCUACUCCUACAAAGCAUAGUAUAGCCCCGUAGCCGUGAUAGAUAUAGCACCAAAAUUUCUCAUCAAAAAUUGAAUAAUCCUAUUAAUGGCUUCCAAGGAUAAGAAAACAGUGAGAUCUGCCAGCGGUGGAAGUCGUCCUACUGGUGGGUUUCGUACCCUCGCCGAUUUGAAUCGUCGGUCAAGCCCUGAUUCUGAUAGCGACUCUGAUAAUGCUCCUCAGGAAUAUUACACUGGUGGCGAGAAAAGUGGAAUGCUGGUCCAAGACCCAUCCAAGGGUAAUGAUGUGGAUGAGAUAUUUAAUCAAGCUAGGCAACUAGGUGUUGAUGGGCCUAUUGACAACAUGCUCCCUUCUAGCUCAAGAAGCUUCCAUGGUACUGGUAGAACCCUCGCUGGGGGUGAGGUGGUAGCUGCAGCCUCUGAGCCACCUGAGACGGUUGUCCACAACAUUACUUUCUGGCGAAAUGGAUUCACCGUAAAUGAUGGUCCACUCAGAAGAUUGGAUGACCCUGAAAAUGCAUCAUUUUUAGAGAGUAUCAAAAAAUCUGAGUGCCCGAAAGAGCUUGAACCUGCAGACAGAAGGACUUCUGUACAUGUAAACCUCAUCAGAAGGGAUACUCCAUACACUGAGCCAGAGAAGCCUAAAGUUCCAUUUCAAGGUGUUGGAAGAACCCUUGGUGGCAGCAGCUCUUCUGCAGCAUCUGAUGAAACUGCUCGUGCUCCUGCUCCUAUGACCUCGGCCCCACCCCCAUCUGCUGGCCUAGUUGUGGAUCAGAGCCAACCAUCGACACCUAUUCAGCUCAGGUUGGCAGAUGGGACCCGCAUGGUGGCCCAUUUUAACUACAAUCACACCAUUAACGACAUCCGAACCUUCAUUGAUGCCUCUCGGCCAGGUGGAAGUAGAACCUACCAGCUUCAGACUGUUGGUUUUCCUCCCAAGCCGCUUAAUGAUCUGAAUCAGACAAUAGAACAAGCUGGCCUUGCUAACUCGGUAGUUAUUCAGAAACUAGGCUAAAAUAGAAGGGUAAAUCAUUUCUAUGGUAACUUAUGUGCAUGAAGACAUAUCUGGCUAUUUGUGCGUGUUUAUGGAUUUGGGCGAACUGUUGAAUCAUCCGUAUAGCGAGGUAAGUCGAGAGUCGUUUGUGUGGGAACCAAUUAUAUGGUCAUAAUGACAGUCUAGAGCCAAUAGAGUAUGUUUUUUAUAUCUUGCUAUAUUUUUUCUGCUAAUGCUAUAUUUUGAUUCAGUUGUAAACUAUUUUCAAGUUUCCCAAAUGAAGGGGACACAUUCCCACACUUUAUUAUAUAUAAGUGUAGAAAUUUACAAUGUCAUGAUUAAUACUUAAGUUAAAUUCUACCAGAUAUCAGGCUUUUGUACAA